Molecule: messenger RNA, 378 nt
Organism: Colletotrichum godetiae
Lineage: Eukaryota; Fungi; Ascomycota; Sordariomycetes; Glomerellales; Glomerellaceae
Exons: 3
Biological process (GO): translation; protein ubiquitination; modification-dependent protein catabolic process
Cellular component (GO): ribosome; cytoplasm; nucleus
Molecular function (GO): structural constituent of ribosome; ubiquitin protein ligase binding; protein tag activity
Source: RefSeq, a predicted model, not a curated record
UUCGUGAAGACCCUGACGGGUAAGACCAUUACCCUUGAGGUCGAGUCCUCCGACACGAUCGACAAUGUCAAGUCCAAGAUCCAGGACAAGGAGGGCAUCCCCCCCGACCAGCAGCGCUUGAUCUUCGCUGGCAAGCAGCUCGAGGACGGCCGCACCCUCUCCGACUACAACAUCCAGAAGGAGUCCACCCUCCACUUGGUCCUCCGCCUCCGCGGUGGUAUCAUUGAGCCCUCCCUGAAGGCUCUUGCCUCCAAGUUCAACUGCGACAAGAUGAUCUGCCGCAAGUGCUACGCCCGUCUUCCCCCCCGUGCGACCAACUGCCGUAAGCGCAAGUGUGGUCACACCAACCAGCUCCGCCCCAAGAAGAAGCUCAAAUAG